AUGAAAUUGAAUUAUUUUAUGUUAGUGAUCAUAAUAUCUUUAAUUGAAUCAUCAAUAAUUUCAAGUAUUUAUAUACAUUUAUGUUAGAGAUCUGAGCAAUCAUAAUAAGAAAAUCUAAUUAUAAGUGAAAAACGAUUAAUAUCAAAUUAAGAAAAUUAUAGAUAAUCAAGAGCAUUGGUUUGAAGGUAACUCUAUUAAAAAUUGAUAGAAAUAUUGGAAUAUUAUGAAGAAAUAGUGUAUGAAUAUAAUGAAAAUGAUCUUAAUGAACUUAAUCUAUAAUCAUAAAUGGAUUUAUAUUAUUUAAUUUAAGACAACGACAUACCUGAAGAUUGUUAAGAAGAAAUAAUAAGUCUAUAUGAAUAUUAUGAUACAAAUGACCAAACUUUUAAUGAUUUAUUAGAUAAUUAGUAAACUGAGAAUAAAGUUAAUUUUGAUGUCUAAAAUUUUGAAGAAGAGGAAUCUUAAUUAUAUGAUCAUGAAGAAAGUUUAGAGAAUGACAAUUUAAUUAAAGAAAAAACUAUUAAUGCAGAUAAUAAGUAAUGUUCUUAAGGAUAUAAUAAAUAAAUGAAAAUAAAAUACAUUAAUAGAACUAAAAUUCAAAAGAACAAUGUUAAAUAAUAAAAAAAGUUGAAGUAGAAGUGA
Messenger RNA from Paramecium primaurelia, 642 nucleotides. NCBI's taxonomy places the organism in Eukaryota, Ciliophora, Oligohymenophorea, Peniculida, Parameciidae. The record is from the annotation of a GenBank genome assembly.